UUUUAAUAUUUGCCUGCCAUUUUAUAGAUUGUUUGCGCACAUCUAAUCACAUGCUAAUAAACACGGUCUAUUUGCCUAACUGAAAGUAUAAAUACGAAUUUUAUUGCGAAUUUUCCAUACAGCCGUUUGAAACGCUACAAUGAAGUCUAGUAUUUUGGCGAUAGUGGUGGCCAUGUUAACAACUGUAGCUGAUGGAUACUUGGACUAUCGUGGCUUGCUAAGUCGAGCAGAAGCCAACGAAACCUGCCAAGAUGCGGGACGGCUUGGGUUAGCAUGCAGUUCUUGUAACGAAAUUGGUAGGUGUCUUUGUAACAGCGACGGCAGGAACUGCACAAUAACGGGAUACCAGCCAUGCCCUGCUGGGAGAAUAUGCAAACAGGGAAGAUGCGUAGUUGGCAGUAUAUGUACUCCGGAGAAACCACCCGAGUUUCUCUGUUCUUCGCCGGGCAUGUUUCCGGAUCCAUACGACUGCAAGGCCUACUACUUUUGCGCUCCUUGCGAUGGUACCGUAUUGAAGGCGGUACGAGUUGCCUGCGGGGAGGAUCUUGCAACGGGUACAAAAUACGGAUACAAUCCGGCCACGUACGUUUGCAGCAACAGGUUGACGAAUGGAGAAUGCACCACGUUGCCGAUUCCCGUAUGCAAGCGCCCUUUCGAAAUGGGAGUCGUGGGAGGUAAUUCGAACUUGUAUUACACCUGCUUGAACGUGACAGUUGGCAACCAAAUGACCUCAACGCUAUACCCUUACCAAGAUGCUUGUGAGUUAGGACGAAGAUACAAUGUUGCUACGGGAACUUGUGCCUAAAAUGUCUACCUAUCUGUACACCACGAGUUCGAUAUGUUCUAAUUGUAUUUAAUCUUAAACUUUGGGACGAUUUUGUUGAAAGCGAAUGGUGAAUGUCUCAAAGAGAUUGGUACGUGCGCUCUAUUUUUAGUCUUUAAGAAAUAAAUCAUACUUACCUUA
Photinus pyralis (common eastern firefly) is the source of this 964-nucleotide messenger RNA. RefSeq lists its product as uncharacterized. NCBI's taxonomy places the organism in Eukaryota, Metazoa, Arthropoda, Insecta, Coleoptera, Lampyridae. The coding region runs from base 140 to 805 and encodes 221 amino acids. The record is from RefSeq and is a predicted model, not a curated record. The transcript is spliced from 2 exons.